Molecule: messenger RNA, 615 nt
Organism: Drosophila ficusphila
Lineage: Eukaryota; Metazoa; Arthropoda; Insecta; Diptera; Drosophilidae
Gene: Obp58c
Product: general odorant-binding protein 66
Exons: 3
Coding region: 1-600 (199 amino acids)
Molecular function (GO): odorant binding
Source: RefSeq, a predicted model, not a curated record
AUGAAGUGCAUAAUUCUGCUUAGUUUUGCCUGUCUGAUUUGGUUUACCAGUGGAAUAAAAAUUGAUUGUGAAAAUCCAGAGGCGGUUAAUGAAGAGCAUAUCCAUUAUUGCUGCAAACAUCCCGAUGGACACAAUGAUAUAAUCGAAGAGUGCGCCAAGGAAACUAACUUCAUGCUGCCAAAUCAAAAUGAAGAGGCUUUGGUAGACAUUACAGCAGAUCGAGCAAUUCAGGGAACUUGUUUUGGUAAAUGUGUCUUUACCAAAUUGAAUCUCAUAAAGGACAACGCCUUGGACAUGGAUGCUGUGAGGAAAUAUUUUGCUGCUAAGUUUGUUGAUGAUCCGGAGUACGUCAAGGAAAUGAUCAACGCCUUUGAUCACUGUCAUGGCAAAAGUGAGGAGAACACAUCCAUGUUCCUUUCUAAACCUCUCUUCAAGCAAAUGUCCCAGCACUUCUGCGAUCCCAAGUCCAGUGUGGUUCUGGCCUGUGUGAUCCGUCAGUUCUUCCACAAUUGCCCCGCUGAUCGUUGGUCCAAAACCAAGGAGUGCGAGGACACCUUGGCCUUUAGCAAGAAGUGUCAGAACUCGCUGGCCACUUUGUAAUUGCUUGAGUAGCAG